AAACCCUAAAAACCCCUUUAAGACAAGGCGAGGCGCGCACCAAAGGUCCACAGGUCUCGCAUCGUAGAGAAAGCAAAACAAACAGAGACAAUGCGACCUCCAAGAGGCGGCGGCAGCUUUAGGGGCGGAAGAGACGGCGGACGAGGUGGCGGAAGAGGUUUCCGAGGAGGAGGCGGUCGCGGAGGCGGUGGACGUGGUUGGGGUGGUGGUGGCUUCCGUGAUGAAGGACCUCCUUCCGAAGUCGUGGAGGUUUCUACAUUUCUUCAUGCAUGCGAGGGUGAUGCAGUGACAAAGCUCAGUAAUGAGAAAAUACCUUACUUUAAUGCCCCAAUCUAUCUGCAGAACAAGACCCAGAUAGGGAAAGUUGAUGAAAUCUUCGGUCCAAUAAAUGAGUCUUAUUUUUCCAUCAAAAUGUUGGAAGGUAUUGUAGCAACUUCAUAUGUCCUGGGUGAUAAGUUCUACAUUGACCCAAACAAGCUUUUGCCUCUUGCAAGAUUUCUUCCACAGCCAAAGGGCCAGACACAAGGUUCUACAAGAGGUGGCCGUGGGGGAGGCAGAGGUGGUGGUAGAGGUGGUGGUCGUGGAGGUGGAGCUUUUCGAGGAAGAGGUGCUCCAAGAGGUGGCAGAGGCAGAGGUGGUGGUAGAGGUGGUGGUCGUGGAGGUGGAGCUUUUCGAGGAAGAGGUGCUCCAAGAGGUGGCAGAGGUGGAGGCAGAGGUGGGGGUCGUGGCGGUGGCUUCAGAGGCAGAGGGAGAGCAUAGAACAACUUGUUGUCACGUUACUGUUGUCCUUCUUUGUUUUAGUUUACCGACGUAUCACUAUGAAAUUCUGAAUGCUGAACUUAAACAUGAUUUUGGUCUUUCAAUGGAUUCACUUUUUACUGCAUGUUCAUGUUUUCCUAUUUGUGGACCGCACAUAUUCAUGUU
Rubroshorea leprosula is the source of this 924-nucleotide messenger RNA. Lineage: Eukaryota; Viridiplantae; Streptophyta; Magnoliopsida; Malvales; Dipterocarpaceae. The record is from the annotation of a GenBank genome assembly.